This is a messenger RNA of Notechis scutatus (mainland tiger snake), 819 nucleotides long. It is a transcript of the gene IL17B, whose product is annotated as interleukin 17B. Gene Ontology annotation, cellular component: extracellular region. The record is from RefSeq and is a predicted model, not a curated record. Gene Ontology annotation, molecular function: cytokine activity. NCBI's taxonomy places the organism in Eukaryota, Metazoa, Chordata, Lepidosauria, Squamata, Elapidae. Gene Ontology annotation, biological process: inflammatory response.
UCUGUGGAGCCUUGGCUUACCCACCCUCAAGCGGAGAUGGAGUGGGCUCCCAAGCUGUUGCUUUUCUGUGCUCUCUGCCUCUUCUUGGCCCUGGAUGCUACCCCUGCAUCAAAAGAGCAAAGCAGAGGAAAAAAAGGAAGAAGGAGAGGCUCAGCCAAAGUCAGGGAACAGCAUCUGCGGGCACAGGAAUCCUCGCCUGACCCUGUGCUGAGGGUAAAUCUGGGGGCCCUCACCAACUACACCUUCGUGGAGGAUUAUGAGCAGAGCAUUCAGGAGAUGGUUAACCAGCUGCGAAAUAGCUCCGAGCUGCUGGACAGUAAAUGCCAGGUCAAUCUGAGACUCUGGAUGUCGAACAAGAGGAGUUUGUCUCCAUGGGCCUAUAGGAUAAACCACGAUGCAUUCCGGGUUCCAGCUGACAUCCCAGAGGCGCAUUGUCUGUGCGCAGGGUGCAUCAAUCCCUUCACCAUGCAGGAGGACCGCACCAUGGUCAGCAUUCCUAUCUAUAGCAAAAUCCCAGUGAGACGUAUGCUGUGUGAGCCCAGCAAGCCUCACAGGAAGAAGAAAAAGUGCCACAAAGAGUACAAGAUGAUUAUGGAGACCAUUGCUGUGGGCUGCACUUGCAUCUUCUGAGGACCCAGGAGGAAGGGGCUUCCUGCUCUUAUGGAUGAAGUACUAUCUUUGCUCUUCUAAACUGCUCUGUUCUUCUUUUGCCAAAUGAGAAAACACCAAUGUACUUUUAGAAAUUGAAGUAACUUGCGCUUGACUGGGCCGCGGUCAUGGUUAGAGUGCAGUACUGCAGGCUACUUCUGCUGACUGCCA